AUGGAUAGUCCACCCAAACUGACUGGUGAGACGCUGAUUGUCCAUCACAUUCCCCUGGUGCAUUGCCAGGUCCCUGAUAGACAGUGCUGCUCCGUGAGCAAAAGGACCAACCCCUUCUGCCAGCCAGAGCUCAGCAUUACACGGACCUCUGCCCUUCCAGACAGAGACCUUUCACAGACUGACUCCUUGGUGUACAGCAGCUUUCUCCAGACCCCCGAAACCUCAUCAGAGGCCUCAGACAACAAAGAAGGCAAAGUGAGGGAUUUGAUUGUCCCUAGUGUCAGUAAGCGACACAACCCUUUCCUGCAAGAUGACCUGGGUCAAAAAUCUUUCCACCUUCACAACUCACUUGUGGCUGGGAAACCUCCCUUUCAUCUGCACGAGCUGGCCUUGCCCCCUUUCCACCUCCACGAUUCCAACCACAUUGUGAAAUCCUGGAACAUGGCCAGCCGGUCUGGUGUGGUAGAUGGGCAAGAGGACAAAAUCAGCAGUGAUGAUGUCCAGAAGAGGAACAAUGCAAACCAGUGCCACCAGGCCUCAGAACACAUGGAGAUGGAUGAAUGCAGCUGCCAUCGCGGCAGUUCCUCCAGCUUCUCCUUCGAUGGUGGUGACCAGGAGUGGAACCAGAACACGGGUGAAUGUCUGAGGAAUCAGGAUGCCCUGCACAGCCGGACAUGCAGCUGUUCCAGCUCAGAGCUCCAGCACUGUCGCUGCUACAGUUCAUCAAGUCAGUCUGAAGUGAUUGACCAACAGAUGGGCUACAUCAGUGACUCUUCCUGCAACAGCUCCGAUGGGGUGCUGGUGAACUUCAGUGCUCUCUACAACAAAAUGAAUGGUCAUUCUCGAUCUAACCUGAAUUCAGCCAACCUGUCCUGUGAUUCUUCCUUCUGCAGCCACUCAGACACAGGAGCUUUUUACCUGGAUUUGCAUUCAUCACCCACAGAAUCCAAGAUGUCUUGCGAGUCGCAUCACCCAGAGAGUUCAGGGAAGGUGUGUGGGUGCCAACACUCCUCCUCACCUGUCCUUGAUGCUAACUGCAACUCCUACCACCUCCACUGUGAGCCUUGCACUUCAGAGAGCUCAGACCUCACUGCCUGUUUCCAGAGCCAAGCACGGCUCGUCGUGGCUACUCAGAAUUAUUAUAAGUUAGUCACGUGUGACUUGUCUUCCCAGUCAUCCCCCAGCCCAGCAGGAUCUUCCAUAACUAGCUGCUCGGAAGACCAUACCAAAGGUAGCCCAGCCCAGCCCACUGAAUACUAUCUGUUCAGAAGGCCUGACCUGAGACAAGAAGAAAGCAACGUGGAGUGCAGUGAAGAGGAGGCAAAAGGAGAAGCCACCCAGAACAUGAUUGAGGGUCAGGUCUAUGUGAAUGUGUCACCACCUAACCUCAACACAAGCCGGCAGCGCUCCAGGAGCUAUGAUCAGAACCUGGACAGGAGUCCCAGCAGCAGGCUGGGCUCCUUGGAGCGCAUGGUGAGCUGUCCAGUCAAGCUGAGUGAAAGUCCGGCAAUACCCAUACAGAGUUCCCCCCCGAAGCGAGUGACGUCUUUUGCUGAACUGGCUAAAGGCAGGAAAAAGAAUGGCACCUCCCCACCACUCCGGUCCAGUGGUGAUUCCUCCUUGGAGUUCUCCCCUAUCCCCGAGACACAGCGGGAUUGCCCAACUUUCCUUGAAGAAAGAGCUCGCCGCAGCCACAGUCUUCCACCCAUGCCCUUUGUCCAUGGCCUGAACCGGAGCUGCGAGGGCUUCUGUUUAAAUCACGCUUUUGGGGACAGCCAGGCUUUGUGUUCCACCAAAGAUUCGGUCUCCAGUGAGAAGGUCCCCAGUGGGCAUGGGGCAGGUGAGCAAGCCUCUCUCUCCCUGCUGACGGAGGCAGAUGCCAGCUUCUCAGGUGGCUCUGCCAGUGGCCACGGACAAAGAGAUGUUAGAGCCCGAGCAGACGGUGGUGGCACAGACAGCAAGCCUGUGGUACGCUACAGCAAGGACCAGCGUCCCACAACUCUGCCCAUCCAGCCCUUUGUUUUCCAGCACCAUUUCAGCAAGCCACCCAAGGCCCGUGCUCUGCACAGCCAUUUUGCCUCCAGCCUUUCCCAACUCUACAGCUUGUCCAGCAACCGGCCUGCCAGCCAUCAGAUCUCCUCCAAUUCUCAGUCCUCAGCCUCAGCCACCUCAGCAGAGCAGUCAGCGGCAGUGGGGAGCCAAGCCCACAGCACGCUCCUGACCCAACGCUCGGUGGACGGAGCUGCCUCCCGCAAUGAUGGCUGCAUUAGGAAGCCUGCCCCUGAGACAACUCGGCCAUCCCCCCUGGGGAGUUACUCUCCUGUGCGAUGCAACGUGCCUUUCUUUCAAAGCGUGGACUCCUCUUCCUCGCCCACGACGGAGAGGGCUGGAGAGAGCCAGCCCCCCAGGAGCAGGUCCUGCCCCAUCUCCGCCAGCCUGCUUUCCACGAAGUCUUCCCCUGCUAUCAGUGCCAUGCAGCCCUCCCAAGCCACCAAAGCUGAUGCCCUGAGGCAAAAGGAGAACUCCAAGCCAGUUCCCAAGAAAGAGGCACCGCUGGAGCCAAGCCCACCACUCUCCGAGUACCGACUCCACAGUGGGUGCCUCCCGCCCCUCACGGGCGGCAUGCCCAUGAGCAGAGUGGGAGGCCACGCAGAUCCCCACUGGAGAAGUGGCAGUGAGACCAGCAGCUCUGGUCCCCUGAGCAGCAUGGGAGUACGGCCCCUCAAUGCGAAUCACCUCUCCCCCCAAGCGCUGAAGUGGCGGGAGUACAGGCGGAGGAACCCCCUGGGUCUGGACCGCGUUUCGGGGCUGCCUGGCUUAGCAGGCAGCCUAGACAGGAGGCAGCAAGAGCCUCGGCUGAACCGGGGGAACCCCAUCUUUGAGCUCCCUGGCACUCUCAACAGCAGCCAUUUCCACUGCAAGCUGAACGGACAAUCUAUGAGGCAACUCCAGCUUACCUACACUGACUUCUUCCCUGACUACUUCUCACUAGCAGAGAAACCCCCCGCUGAGUUCUGCCUCUCCCCAGAUGGCAACACAGAGUCUAUCUCCAUCGACUUGCUGCAGAAGAAGGGUCUGGUGAAGGCAAUCAACACUGCUGUUGACCUGAUUGUGGCUCACUUUGGAACCAGCCGGGAUCCAGGGGUGAAGGCCAAACUUGGGAACAGCUCCGUGAGCCCCAACGUGGGGCAUCUCAUCCUGAAAUACCUGUGUCCUGCUGUCCGGGACAUUCUGAGUGACGGGCUCAAAGCUUACGUCCUGGACAUGAUCAUUGGCCAGAGGAGGAACAUCCCCUGGAGCGUGGUGGAGGCAUCCACCCAGCUAGGCCCCUCUACCAAGUUGCUGCACAACCUCUAUAGCAAGAUCAGCCAGUACACGGAGCUCACCAACCACACCAUGAGGUUCAACGCAUUCAUCUUUGGCCUCCUCAAUAUCCGGUCCUUGGAGUUCUGGUUCAACCACCUCUACAACCAUGAAGAUAUCAUCCUGGCGCACUACCAGCCAGUGGGCUUCUUGUGCCUGUCUCACAGCGUGUGCCAGCCUCUUUUUGAGGAGCUCCUGCUCCUGCUCCAGCCUCUCUCCCUGCUGCCCUUCAACCUAGACCUCCUUUUUGAGCACCACCUGAUGCAGAUGGGCAAAGAGCAGCAGCAGCAAAAGGAGCUGCUGCGUGUGAAGCAGGACCUGCUGCUUUCUGCACACUCCACCCUGCAGCUGAUGCGGACGCGGGGUAGCAGUGAGGAUCCCGACGGCUGCAGCAGUGCCCCUGAAGCAUGCAAAGUGGGUGCCAGAGAUGGUGACAUCUCACCAGGCCACAGCCCCCAGGAGGCUGCGAGUGAGAGGGUCAAGGGGGUGGGGGCCUCCUCCGGAGAUGGUGACAGAGAGGAAGAGCAGAGGAAGAUGGGAGAGAGCACGUGGGAGGGGAAGAAGGACAAGCAGGCAGGCUGGUGGUACCAGCUCAUGCAGAGCUCUCAGAUUUACAUUGAGGGCUCAGCUGAAGGCUCAAAGUUCAUCCACUAUGAGAAGAAGAAGAAGGCUUUGAAUACUGUGCCCAGGUCAGCGGAGACCCGCAAGGCACCACCCCCCCGGGAAGGGGUGGUGGAGGGUGCAGAGGCUUGCCCCAUUGCUGAGGGGACCUUAGAGGAGAGGCCCAAGGCUGCCAGCAAGCCAAUUACUAAAGCUGUGGAAGAGCCCUCGGAAAAGCCCCAGCAGGUACCGGUUGGCGAAGAGGUGAAGGAACGGAGCUGGCCCUUCUGGAUGGGCAGCCCCCCGGACUCAGUGCUUACAGAGCUGAAGUGCAGCAAGGAGAAGGAGACUGGGACUUGGCAAAGAGUGGGAGCAGCAGCAGCAGCCCCCCAAGAGGAGAGCAGCACCAGUGCAUCAGAGGGCAGCCAGCCCAUCAAGUGGGGACACUUGUUUGGGUCCAGGAAGGUGCAAAAAGAGCCCAGGCAGCCUAACAGGUUGCCCUCCGGCUGGCUGAGCUUGGACAAGUCCGUGUUCCAGCUGGUGGCCCAGACGGUUGGGGCAAGCAUGUGGCGAGAAGCAGCCCCUGAGCCGGAGCCCCCCCGACCAGAGCCACCUGAAGUGUCCCCUGCGGCACGGCCGGCCCAGGGGUUGUCUCCCCACCCUCCCUGUGAGGUGAAAGCUCUUUGCCAUCACAUUGCCACCGAGGCAGGACAGCUGAGCUUCAACAAGGGGGACGUCCUGCAGGUCAUCUCCAAGGUGGAUGGUGACUGGCUGCAGUGCAGCCUCGGCUCUGAGAAGGGACUGGUACCCAUCAUGUACGUCACCCACCCGGAGGACGAGGACUAUUGACGUGGCUGGGAGGCCAAGUACAGUACCGUCCUCUGGGGAAGCCCACCCUGCCAGAGGAACAGACACAGCUUCUUGCUAAUUUCUUACCUUUCUUGCCAUUACAGAAUACAGUAACUGUAGGUGGUUCUUCUUGCUCCUCCUCGUGCAGCUGCCAAAGGCCAACUCGGCCCCUGGGGUCUUCUGCGAGCUGCACCUUGUAUUGCCAGGCAUCACCGUGCAUGCAGCCACACCGGGGACUGCCUGAGCCCCCUCCACCCCACACCAUCUCCAGCACCCCUAGGCCAUGGACUCGUAUGUAGCAGGAACCCGAGUAAUCCCUGCCAAGGCAGCGCUG
Molecule: messenger RNA, 5146 nt
Organism: Fulmarus glacialis (Northern fulmar)
Lineage: Eukaryota; Metazoa; Chordata; Aves; Procellariiformes; Procellariidae
Gene: RUSC2
Product: RUN and SH3 domain containing 2
Cellular component (GO): cytoplasmic vesicle
Molecular function (GO): protein binding
Source: RefSeq, a predicted model, not a curated record